UCUGUGAGGAUACAUGCCUCAGCUGAGCGCGGGACAUGUGUGGAGCUGCUUGCAGAAGAGCAGAGCAGGACAGCAUGAAUGGGUGGAGGACAAACAGAUGAUUAGCCGAGAGGUGGAGCAGAAUCAGACAGGCCAGUGGAGGCACAUGAGCCUGCACUGGAAUAACUGGCCGAGAUGGAGUCAUUGUCUGGUUCCGAUAGCAGUGAUGUGGAUGGUUGUUCAAGAAGAGUCUCCCCUGCACCCCUCUGUCAGUCUGACUGAAGCUGCGGCUCGAUUGCUCCUCGCUGGGCUGCUGUGUACCGUCACUGCUCUCUGUGCUUUAGCCUUACGCUUCCUGCUACAGCAUGGACAAAGCUUAAAGCUGCAUCUCCCUUAUAAUGGUGACAUUAUAGUGAAAAAAGCAGCUGGAAACCUGCAGGCUAGUAAAAAGGCACAGGAUGCAGGUGAUCUGGAAUCACAGCUCAGUGUUGUUGCUGAUGGAUUAGCCGUGUCUCUCCUUUAUGAGCCGCUGCCGGACUCCAGCGAGCCCCACAUACGAGCACUCGUCACCAGACUGGAGGCAGUGUCUCGGGCAGUCCAGAGGAGGAUUUAUAAUGAGGAAGAGAAGGAGAAAUGUGUACUUCAAGAUAGAGUUCAUCAGAUACGCUCUUACCUGCUGGACAGGGUGAGCUCUCUGCGCUCUUUGCUGCAGGUUCAGCGUGAGUGUGACGCGAGUGUGUGUGAUGUUCAGAGGUCUUUACAGAAGCGCUGGGCUCUGCUAGAGGACUUACACAGCAGAGUCACUCUGAGGCCUGACAGCACACAGGACGAGCACGAGCCGCACGCCGUCCUAACUGACACUGAGAGGCUGUUUACAGAGCUCGGUCAGUUCAAAAGCAGAGUCCAACAGUGCCGGACACAGCUGGAAAACAGUAUAAACCUUUUACAGACCCUUCGCAGCAGUCAUCAGCAUCUGAAUGAGAUUGUGGGCACCACCAUUGAAACUACAUGGACCAAAGACUUAUUACAGACAAACUCUGACCUGUUUUCAGAGAUUCAGGAGGAUUUCAUGUCUUUGGAGCAGCAGACGUCAAAUUUUGUGAUCCACUUGAGAGGCCUAAAUGUUCCCGAGGAGGAAAAGACAAGAAUAAGUGAAGCUGAUCGGACACAAGCAGCGUCUCCUCCUGCCGUCCCAGUGUACGUUGCUGUUCCGGAAGCAGCGCAGCCACAUUCGGGCCCAGAAAGUGAUCCGGAGUCUCCAGAAGCCUCUCAGAAACGCUACUCCAGAUCUCCUUUCCACAUGCUCUGUGGGAGGAAGAGGAGCACGUCCACACCGCAGAUUUGAAGGAGGUCGGAUGUCCCUAAAUGUUGUUGUAUUAAAUUGAGCAGCCUGUUGAGCAGGUUCAUGCACUUUAUGCACAGUUUUACUAGAUAUUCUCAUAGAAAAAUAUGUCUAUAAUUGACAAGAUUUUCAACCUGUAAAAUU
Messenger RNA from Danio aesculapii, 1465 nucleotides. RefSeq lists its product as uncharacterized. The transcript is spliced from 9 exons. NCBI's taxonomy places the organism in Eukaryota, Metazoa, Chordata, Actinopteri, Cypriniformes, Danionidae. The record is from RefSeq and is a predicted model, not a curated record. The coding region runs from base 14 to 1324 and encodes 436 amino acids.